Messenger RNA from Balaenoptera ricei (Rice's whale), 2748 nucleotides. Its product is annotated as cyclin-Y-like protein 1. Bases 1303 to 2346 code for a protein of 347 amino acids. The transcript is spliced from 14 exons. The record is from RefSeq and is a predicted model, not a curated record. Lineage: Eukaryota; Metazoa; Chordata; Mammalia; Artiodactyla; Balaenopteridae. Gene Ontology annotation, molecular function: cyclin-dependent protein serine/threonine kinase activator activity; protein kinase binding. Gene Ontology annotation, biological process: regulation of cyclin-dependent protein serine/threonine kinase activity; regulation of canonical Wnt signaling pathway. Gene Ontology annotation, cellular component: plasma membrane.
CACUGAUGGUUGGGGAAGGUCGGGCUGCCUGCAAUAAUCAAGCUAAACUGGGUCCUUUGUUAUAUGCAGAGAAAUCAGCUUCACGGUAGUUAAUCUUUUUUUCGAUGUGGGGAUCACCAGACCAUCUGGGAAACCUUUCCCACGCACUGUCUCUAUGUCCGGUGACUUUGGGAAGUCCUAAAGGACAACGGGGGAAUUCACCAAGGUUAGGUCGAGUGAGCCUCCCCACCACCCCGGAGCCAGCAUGGGACACAGCUUAACUCAUUUCUUGGAGGAACUUGCCAGUGUGUCCCCAAGAGCCUGGGUGGCAUAGUCUGUGCCCAACUGGUGCCUGAAGUCUACGGGGACUGCACUUCCUGUGCUCCGGACUUCCUCAUAGGGCUGCUGUCACUGUGACCAGAGAAAGAUAGUGGUGUCCUUGGCUCUGCACCUAGUGUUCCCACACUGCCUCCAAGAUGUCAGCUAAAGCCAUAGAGAGCGGGGGAGGAGAUGCCACUGACCCCUUCCGGCCGGAAUCCCCCUCUGAUGAGGAGGAUGAACCUUCCCAGUCAUCCGACCAGGCCUCUGAUGGUUCUCCUGGGAAGCCACCACAGGGGCCACCCCAGGGGCCAGAUGGAUCUGGCUCUGACCCCCAGAGACCCACCCAAGGAUGGAGGCAGCAAUUUCUCCCGUAAAGCAGACUUAGCGUUGGAACCAAACCCUUCUGACCACCCAAGAGCAAGCACAAUCUUUCUGAGCAAAUCUCAAACAGAUGUGCGGGAAAAGAGGAAGAGCAACCAUUUAAACCAUGUUCCUAUUAUUCAGAUGUUGGAAGUCUUAGACUUAGCAGAUCGCUAACUUUUUUCCCCUCCUGCUUUGCAUUUUGUCUUUUUGUCCUGCUUCCUGGAGAUUUCCUUGACUGUGCUCUAAUCCUUCUAUUGAAUAUAUUGUUUUGUCUACCUUAUUUUCAAUUUAUAGAGUUCUCUUAUAUCCUGUCAUUCUUUUUUUCACUGAUGCAAUUUCAAGUUUUCAUUUGCUCCUGAGUUUUUAUCACUCCCAUCAAUUCCUUCUUCCUGUUUUGUUUUGUUUUUUUCUAAAGCAUCCUUAUAUUUUAUUUUAUUUAUUUAUUCUUUGGCUGCAUUGGGUCUUGGUUUCUGCACGUGGGCUUUCUCUGGUUGCGGUGAGCUGGGCCUACUCUUUGUUGGGUGCGUGGGCUUCUCAUUGCAGUGGCUUCUCUUGUUGCGGAGCACAGGCUCUAGGGCGUGUGGGCUUCAGUAGUUGUGGCUCAUGGGCUCUAGAGCGCAGGCUCAGUAGUUGUGGCGCAUGGGCUCAGUUGCUCUGUGGUAUGUGGGAUCUUUCUGGGCCAGGGCUCGAACCCGUGUCCCCUGCAUUGGCAGGCGGAUUCUUAACCACUGCGCCACCAGGGAAGUCCCAUUCCUUCUUCCUGUUUUGAUCUCUUAUGUGUUGGGGGCUUCCCUCAAACGUGUGAUGGUCCUUGGCUGUCUGUUAAGAUCUGAUUGGAAGCAUCACUUGGACAACUCGUUAACCGAUGGGCCUCACUGCAAGGAUUUGGGGACCACGCCUCUGAACUCUGAGCCUGCCUUGGGUUCGGUAUCUCCAGGGCAGCUUACUAAAAAGUAUAACUCAUGCUCAACAAUAUUUCUAGAUGACAGCAUAGUCAGCCUGCCUAAUUUUAGAACCACACUAAAACGUAUGACCUUAGCAAUAUAUUACCACAUAAAGAACAGAGAUGCAGAUAGAUCCUUGGAUAUUUUUGAUGAGAGAUUACAUCCACUCACACGAGAAAAGAUUCCAGAGGAAUACUUCGAGCAUGAUCCUGAACACGAAUUCAUUUACAGAUUUGUUCAUACUGUUUUUAGUGCCGCACUGCUAACUGCUGACUGUGCAAUAGUAACUUUGAUUUACUUAGAAAGGCUUUUAAUUUAUGCUGAGAUCGACAUUUGCCCCACUAACUGGAAAAGAAUUGUUUUGGGAGCCAUUCUUCUUGCCUCCAAGCUUUGGGACGAUGACGCUGUACGGAAUGUGGACUACAGCCAGAUCCUCAAGGACGUUACAGUUGAGGACAUGAAUGAGAUGGAAAGGCACUUCCUGGAGCUACUUCAGUUUAAUAUUGAUGUUCCUGUCAGUGUGUAUGCCAAAUACUACUUUGACCUUCGCUCCUUAGCACAUGACAACAACCUGAAUGUUCUAUUCACUCCUCUUACCAAACAAAGAGCACAGAACUUAGAGGCCGUUUCCAGAUUGUGUGAUGACAAAUACAAAGACGUGUGUAGAGCUGCUAUGAGAAGGUCUUUCAGCGCUGAUCAUUUCAUUGGUAUUCGGAGCUCCAAUACCAUCCUCUCUUAAGGGAGAAGUGAGGGGUUGUAACAUCAUAAACCCCUCGAAACAAGGACUGGAGAAAUGUCACCUCUCCUGCUCAGAAACCAGCAAAGUUAGUAUUUUCACCUUAAAGAAAGACAUUGAAUUCAAGAGACUCAUGGACAAGCAAAGAUUAUGCUCAUAGGAAAGAACGGGACCUCGUCAAUGUAACACGCUCUUCUGUCCUUUUUAUUGUAAACAGAGUUACAAAAACCACUCCAAAGCUAAAAGCUCCCAAUCCACGCACAGAUAUCUGCUCCCAAUCCACUUACAGAUACCUGAUAGCUGUGAACUAUGUGAGGUUUUUUAAUUAAUAGUUUAAAUUUUUAGACUUUAAAGACACUAACUAUAUAACUUUUAUGUUUUUCUUACCUCAUUGUCCCAUACUGC